Molecule: messenger RNA, 1773 nt
Organism: Cladophialophora carrionii CBS 160.54
Lineage: Eukaryota; Fungi; Ascomycota; Eurotiomycetes; Chaetothyriales; Herpotrichiellaceae
Exons: 2
Coding region: 1-1773 (590 amino acids)
Biological process (GO): rRNA processing
Cellular component (GO): small-subunit processome; Pwp2p-containing subcomplex of 90S preribosome
Molecular function (GO): protein binding
Source: RefSeq, a predicted model, not a curated record
AUGCCAGCACCUACGAGGGCGGUGAACCAGAAGAAGGGUAAUCCAACGGAUGUGCUGCCGAAGGAUGAUGUUGAACUGCGAUUGGAAAAAGAGUUGUUUGGCGACGAUGCGGGCUUCCUCGAGUCCUUGAAGAGAGCCCAAGUCCAGGAGGAGUGGUCACUAGCAAAACACGAGGGCGAUGAAGAAGAUCUGCAUGGAGUCGACGAGCCAGAUGGAGAACCGGGUGAUGUCGCAGACGAUGAUUUGUUCUUCCUCGACACUGGUGCGACCCAACUGCCAGCAUCUAUUGUGCAUGAGCUUGACCAGACAGAGCAGGAGCAUGUCUCCUCUGUCCGGCAGCCUGCUUGGUACGACAGCGAUGACGACCGGCUCACCGUUUCUCUGGCCUCAAAUACACGACUGCGCAAGCUGCGGGAUACCGAAGACGACGAUGUCGUGAACGGUAGAGAGUAUAUACAGAGACUACGGCGCCAGUACGAACGACUUCACCCAACGCCCGAAUGGGUCACGUAUGCUAGGAAGAGGAGGAAGCUAUCUCAGCUGGGCGAUCGAGAUGCGGCGUCCGACUCUGAUGUGUCAAUGGAUGAUGAAGACUCCCUUCCUUCAGCCCGGCCGCUCGCUGAGCUGCUGCGGACAGCUGGGUCUUUGACUCGAACGGGCGCGAAGCCCAGCACGAAAGAAUUGAGAAAACUCCGACCUGAAGUCGUUGAUAUUCAGCGAUGUAAGGAUGUUGCUGGCUCCAGUCCUUCUUCCAUCGACGCUCUGCAAUUUCAUGCUUACUACCCGCUCUUGCUUGCCGCCGGACCGAGCUCAACCGUCACGCUUUAUCACGUCUCCCCUGAACCCCCCAAUCCGAACCCGAUCCUGACGUCGCUGCACCUGAAGGGCAACCCUCUACACACCGCUGCGUUUUGCCGGCCACGGGAGGGACCAAGUGGCGAAGAAGCGAAUGACCAGACUCGCGUCCUUCUCUCCUCCCGCCGCCGAUACUUCCACACCUGGUCACUGUCCACGGGCGUCGUGUCCAAAGUCACACGAGCACUCUAUGGCCCAGCUCGGAAGGAACAGCGGACGAUGGAGUCUAUGAAGCCUUCACCCUGCGGCCGUUACGUGGGGCUUGUUGGGUCUUCCAAAAAAGGUGGCGGAAGUAUCAACGUGCUGUCGACAGACAGUAUGCAAUGGGUGUGCAGUUGUCGAAUCGAUUCGAGAGGCGGUGUUGCUGACUUUUCAUGGUGGCGUGAUGGCAAUGGAUUUGCCGUAGUGGGAAAGAACGGUGAGGUCAGCGAGUAUGACAUUGAGACGAGGAGCGUGGUGAUGAGAUGGGUCGAUGAAGGCGCUGUUGGUACAACCGUCAUUUCUCUUGGUGGGGACGACACGCGGCAAUGUCCUGGCCGAAGCCGUUGGGUUGCGAUUGGCUCGUCAAGUGGAGUGGUGAAUUUGUACGAUCGACGCGGGUGGAUGGUCAGGCCAGCUUCACUCGAGGGACAGCAGAGGGACCAGAGACCGAGGUCGGCCAGGAUGUUCGACCAGCUGACGACGCCGAUUUCACAUCUCGUAUUCUCCGAAGACGGUCAGAUGCUGGUCAUGUCAUCACGCUGGAAGAAAAAUGCUCUGAGGCUGGUUCACCUUCCCAGUUGCACGCUGUACAGGAAUUGGCCCACGGACAAGACGCCUCUAGGCAGGAUCAGUGCCGUUGCCCUUUCUCCCGAUGGAGGCUACCUGGCCGUGGGGAAUGAGCAAGGGAAGAUCAGACUGUGGGAGAUUCGCGAGUAG